AUGCAACCCAGGUUGUCCCUAUCAUCGCCGGUGGCGCGCCUUACUGCCCUCACCAACCACUCGGUGCUGCCCGUCGAUACAGCCCUGGUCCUGGUCCUGUAUGGAAUGAUAUUGGCAUGCAUAUCUUUGCAGGUCCUUUCUGCAUUGCUGUUGAGUUUGUCAAACAACAGUUCGCCGCCUAUCAACCUUAUCACGAAGUCGAGGUCGAGGAAGACACUCGCAACCAUGAGUUUGAGUGACGAGCACCAGCCCCAGAAACUGGGCCAGCACAGCCCCGAGUUUGGCGAGCAUUCUGGAGACGAGACUGUAGCUGCGGUCCAAGACGGGACAGUCAUCAAUGCUUCUGGGUACAAAGACCAGCUGAGGCGGCAAUACGGCCUUGUUGGGCUGGCCGGAAUCGCCCUGACCGUUGACAACGCCUGGGUUGCUCUGGGGUCGUCGAUAUCUGUCUCCAUCGCGAACGGCGGUCCUCCUGGCCUUAUCUUUGGGCUUAUCGUUGCGGCCUUCUACUACUCGUUCAUUGGUCUUGGUCUUGCUGAGUUCUCAAGCAGCGUGCCAACAGCUGGCGGUGUUUACCACUGGGGAACAAUUGCUGGUGGCCCCAAAUGGGGCCGUAUGGUCGGCUUCUUCACCGGAUGGAUAAACUUCUACGGAUGGAUGUUCGACCUGGCAGCUCUGAUCCAAAUCACGGCAAACAUCUCGGUCAACCUCUACGUCGUUUACCACCAGUCGACCUACGUCUACGCAUCAUGGCACGUAUACGUCGCAUACGUUCUAAUCACAUGGUUCUGCGUGGUGAUCGUGGUCUUCGUUAAUCGAGUGAUCCCACACACCCAGACUUUGGGCAUGUUCUUCGUCAUUGUGGGCGGCAUCGUGACGAUCAUCGUCCUAGCUGCCAUGCCGAAGCAGCACGCAAGCAACUAUUUCGUCUGGGGCUCGUUUGAGGAGAACAACGUCACAGGGUGGCAGGGCGGCGUUGCGUUCCUGCUCGGCGUGCUGAACGGCGCGUUCACCAUCGGCACACCAGACGCCAUCACACACAUGGCAGAGGAGCUUCCGCACCCGAGGAAGGACCUUCCCAAGGCCAUCGGCCUCCAAAUUGGACUGGGCUUCUUGUACGCGUUUGUGUUUGCGAUCACGAUCUCCUACGCCAUUACGGACCUGAGCGUGCUCACCACAGGCAUCAACACUUAUCCCCUGGCAAGCAUCUACGCGCAGGCUACAGCGAAUGGAGAUGGCAGCCAGAACGUGGGUGCGCAAUUCGGGUUGCUCUUUAUCAUCUGGUGUUCCUCGAUGCUGUGUUGUAUCGGGACGACGGUCACGAACUCCCGCAUCUACUGGGCCCUGGCUCGCGACAACGCCGUGCCUUUCUCCGGCCUCUUCUCCCAAGUCUCUGAGCGGCUAUCGUGCCCUGUGCCAGCGACACUCUUCGUGGCCGUCGUCGCGACAGGGCUCGGCGCCAUCCCCAUUGGAAGCUCGACGGCCUUCCUCGAUCUCACCGGCUCCUUCAUCAUACUCACGACGAUUUCGUACGCGAUCCCCUUCAUGGGGAACGUCCUUACCAAGCGACAACACUUCCCCAAGGGCCCUUUCCACCUCGGAAAGUGGGGCACCGCUGUGAACUUGACAGCCGUCGUGUUGAUCACGUUCUUUGAUAUAUUCUACUGUUUCCCUUAUGCGCUCCCCACGACCGCCGAGGCGAUGAACUACAACAGCGUGAUUGUCGUGGGCGUCGUAGUUCUCACUGCGGCGUGGUGGAUCAUUCACGCGAGGGAGAAUUACCCUGGUCCCAAGGUCAUGACAAUGUACAUACACGAAGGGCAAGCGGUCGAAGAGCCUCUCGCGGCGGGCGGGUUGAACACUGAGAAGCAAAAGAAGGACGAAAAGAUCUGA
Diaporthe amygdali is the source of this 1893-nucleotide messenger RNA. RefSeq lists its product as uncharacterized. Gene Ontology annotation, cellular component: membrane. NCBI's taxonomy places the organism in Eukaryota, Fungi, Ascomycota, Sordariomycetes, Diaporthales, Diaporthaceae. The transcript has 6 exons. The coding region runs from base 1 to 1893 and encodes 630 amino acids. Gene Ontology annotation, biological process: transmembrane transport. The record is from RefSeq and is a predicted model, not a curated record. Gene Ontology annotation, molecular function: transmembrane transporter activity.